Molecule: messenger RNA, 7726 nt
Organism: Trichechus manatus latirostris (Florida manatee)
Lineage: Eukaryota; Metazoa; Chordata; Mammalia; Sirenia; Trichechidae
Gene: ZNF281
Product: zinc finger protein 281
Exons: 2
Coding region: 114-2792 (892 amino acids)
Biological process (GO): regulation of transcription by RNA polymerase II
Cellular component (GO): nucleus
Molecular function (GO): DNA-binding transcription factor activity, RNA polymerase II-specific
Source: RefSeq, a predicted model, not a curated record
GCGCAGUACAGAGGAGGCUUUUAAUUCCAUUGUGGAGAGGACGGCGUUAUUUUUAUUAACUGGAGGCGACGGCGGCUGCGGCGGCGGCGGGACCCCCAGGCCUCCUCCGGGGUAUGAAAAUCGGCAGCGGGUUCCUGAGUGGCGGCGGUGGUACCGGCAGUAGCGGUGGUAGCGGCUCGGGCGGCCGUGGUGGUAGCGGCGGCAGCAGCAGCAGGAGGGCAGAGAUGGAACCCACCUUUCCCCAGGGUAUGGUUAUGUUCAACCACCGGCUUCCCCCGGUCACCAGCUUCACCCGGCCGGCGGGGUCGGCGGCCCCUCCCCCACAGUGCGUGUUAUCCUCCUCUACCUCCGCCACCCCGGCCGCUGAGCACCCCCCUCCGCCAGCCCCGGACAUGACUUUCAAGAAGGAGCCGGCGGCGUCAGCCGCGGCCUUCCCCUCGCAGAGGACCUCCUGGGGAUUCUUGCAGUCUUUGGUUAGCAUCAAACAAGAGAAACCUACCGAUCCUGAGGAGCAGCAGUCCCACCACCACCAUCAUCACCACCACUUUGGGGGACUGUUUGCUGGGGCUGAAGAGAGAUCUCCAGGCCUAGGAGGCGGAGAAGGGGGGAGCCACGGCGUCAUCCAGGACCUCAGCAUUCUCCACCAGCAUGCCCAGCAGCAGCCAGCCCAGCACCACCGCGACGUGUUACUCAGCAGCAGUAGCAGGACUGAUGACCACCAUGGCAACGAGGAGCCAAAGCAGGACACUAAUGUCAAAAAGGCAAAGAGGCCAAAGCCAGAAUCUCAGGGAAUCAAAGCCAAGAGGAAGCCAAGUGCAUCUUCCAAACCUUCUUUGGUUGGAGAUGGAGAAGGUGCCAUCCUCUCCCCAAGUCAGAAACCUCAUAUCUGUGAUCACUGUAGUGCUGCUUUCCGAAGCUCCUAUCACCUGCGGAGACAUGUCCUCAUUCAUACAGGAGAAAGACCUUUCCAGUGUAGCCAGUGUAGCAUGGGUUUCAUUCAGAAAUACCUAUUGCAGAGACAUGAGAAGAUUCACAGCAGAGAGAAGCCAUUUGGAUGUGAUCAGUGCAGCAUGAAGUUUAUUCAGAAGUACCAUAUGGAAAGACACAAGAGGACACAUAGUGGAGAAAAGCCAUAUAAAUGUGACACUUGCCAACAGUAUUUUUCGAGGACUGAUAGAUUGUUGAAGCACAGGCGCACAUGUGGUGAAGCCAUAGCUAAAGGAGCAGCUAGUGCAGAACCUGGGUCAUCAAACCAUAACAGUAUGGGUAAUCUGGCUGUGUUGUCUCAGGGAAAUACAAGUUCUUCAAGGAGAAAAACAAAGUCAAAAAGCAUAGCUGUUGAAAAUAAGGAGCAUAAGACUGGUAAGACAAAUGAGUCACAAAUUUCAAAUAACAUAAACAUGCAGAGUUACUCAGUAGAGAUGCCUACUGUGUCUUCCAGUGGAGGCAUAAUUGGCACUGGUAUAGAUGAGUUACAGAAAAGGGUGCCAAAAGUGAUCUUUAAAAAAGGAAGCAGAAAGAACGCAGACAAAAACUACCUUAAUUUUGUGUCACCGUUACCAGACAUAGUUGGACAGAAAUCAUUGUCUGGGAAACCAAGUGGCUCACUUGGUAUAGUGUCAAAUAAUAGUGUGGAGACCAUUAGUCUUCUCCAAAGUACAAGUGGCAAGCAAGGUCAAAUAAGUAGUAAUUAUGAUGAUGCCAUGCAGUUUUCAAAGAAAAGAAGAUAUUUACCAACUGCCAGCAGCAACAGUGCCUUUUCUAUAAAUGUAGGACACAUGGUCUCCCAGCAGUCUGUCAUUCAGUCUGCAGGUGUCAGUGUUUUGGACAAUGAGGCACCAUUGUCACUUAUUGACUCCUCAGCUCUAAAUGCUGAAAUUAAGUCUUGUCAUGACAAGUCUGGAAUUCCUGAUGAGGUUUUACAAAGUAUUUUGGAUCAGUACUCCAACAAAUCAGAAAGCCAGAAGGAGGAUCCUUUUAAUAUAACGGAGCCACGAGUGGAUUUACACACCUCAGGAGAACACUCAGAAUUGGUUCAAGAAGAAAAUUUGAGCCCAGGCACCCAAACACCUUCAAAUGAUAAAGCAAGCAUGUUGCAAGAAUACUCCAAAUACCUCCAGCAGGCUUUUGAAAAAUCCAAUAAUGCAGGUUUUACUCUUGCACCCAGUUUCCAGUUUGUCAGUUUGUCCUCACCUCUUCACAACCACACUUUAUUUCCAGAAAAACAAAUAUACACUACGUCUCCUUUGGAGUGUGGUUUCGGCCAGUCUGUUACCUCAGUGUUGCCAUCUUCAUUGCCAAAGCCUCCUUUUGGGAUGUUGUUUGGAUCUCAACCAGGUCUUUAUUUAUCUACGUUGGAUGCUACACAUCAACAGUUGACACCUUCCCAGGAGCUAGAUGACCUGAUAGAUUCUCAGAAGAACUUAGAGACUUCAUCAGCCUUCCAGUCCUCAUCUCAGAAAUUGACUAGCCAGAAGGAACAACAGAAAAACUUAGAGUCCUCAACAAGCUUUCAGAUUCCAUCUCAGGAGUUAGCUAGCCAGAUAGAUCCUCAGAAAGACAUAGAGCCUAGAACAACGUACCAGAUUGAGAACUUUGCACAAGCAUUUGGUUCUCAGUUUAAGUCGGGCAGCAGGGUGCCAAUGACCUUUAUCACUAACUCUAAUGGAGAAGUGGACCAUAGAGUAAGGACUUCAGUGUCAGAUUUCUCAGGGUAUACAAAUAUGAUGUCUGAUGUAAGUGAGCCAUGUAGUACAAGAGUAAAGACACCCACCAGCCAGAGUUACAGGUAAGGUCCCAAAAGUGACCAGGCUGGGGGUCUUCUAAUGUAAUUUUGUUUUAUUUUGAGAACACUGCCAUUGGAAUGUUUCUACACGAUCCUAUUAAGAAUAAUGUAAUGCCCUUUCAAUGCAACUUUUCAUAUUUAGUUUAUUUUGUUAGCGUGAUUUUAGCUCUGUUUGUAUUAUGAUUUUUAAUCAAAAUCAAUAGAUUAAAAAUAGUUUGACAUUCAAAGUGACAAUAUUAGCAAUCAAAUUUACAUGUAUAGAUUGUCAGGGAAUAGCCCAAAAGUUUUAAAUGCAAAAAAAAAAAAAACAAAAACAAAAAAAAAAAACCACAAAAACCUAGGGGAAAAAAAAACAAAACAAAAAAAACUUUGUUGCUAGGAUUAAGGUUAUUCUAAUUGCUUUUCUCUCAGGAAAGUGUAAUAACGCAUGGGAAUUCUGUACGUUAUCACUGUAAUGGAAUAUCCAAUUUAUAGAUAAUAUGAUAUACAUUUCAUCAUUUAAGUAAGGGAUCGAAAACAUUUCAAAUUGCUCUAUCUGGGCUGAUAAGAUACACAUUUCAUCAUUUAAGUAAGGGAUCGAAAACAUUUCAAAUUGCUGUCUCCAUCUGGGCUGAUCCAAAAUUCUGAGAUGUUGGCUACCUUAUUUUUGUUGCAGCUUUUAAAUGUACUCUGAACUUCAGACCACAUUCAUUCCAGCUUGGUAGAACAAAUAUUCUUGGAUCUUUGAUCAAAGCCUGGAAUGAUAGCUUUAAGAAGGAAAAAAGCACCCUCCCCUUAUCACAACUGUAGCAAGGCUGUAAUUCCAUUAAGAGAUUCUACUGACGUCUAGUACAGUGUUGAAGCCCGAGUGAUUGAUUGGUUCCAGUAUUAGAACCCAAGUUGGAUUACAUAAUCCAUUGCAGUUUGGGGAAUCCAUUAUUUAUUAUACAUGGCCUAAAACAUUGUUCUCUUGUCUGUGCUAUCACCCACACUUUUCCUGUUUUUGGUUCUUGUUCUUAACCUAUCUUCUUUCUUAGAGUUCUGGGCCUUCCUUGUUUUCUCUUCUCCCUAUCUUGAUAGUUUAAAUUUUAGAAUGAUUUACAUGCUGAUAAUUCAUUAUGCAUUUUGUAUGCCUUGUGGCAUCCAAAUACUGAAUAAUAGGAUAAACACCCCCACCCCUUUUUUAAACAAAUCCUAUACAAAUUUCCAUGUAUAAUAGAAUACAUAUUUAGAGCUAUUGAUAUUGAUAAGGUUGUAAUUCCAACUGGUGACAUAGCUAGUGUGAGGGAUAAGAGUGUCUGCAUUUGUGAUGACAUCAGAACCUCUGAAAUUGCAGCCUUUGAUGUACAUUUUUAAAGGGUACAUUAGUAUUGUACAUGGGUCUUGUAAAGUCAUCAAAAUUUGCUAUGAACGCUAAUUGCCAUUUGAAGCUACUGAUAGGCAGUGGCUCUGCUCUAAACCACUUUUUAGCAAUUGUAUUUUUUUUCUGAUUAUAUUUUUUAAUGUACUUUGAUGUUUUUGCUGAUGAGUUUUUUAUGUACUUUUGGUGAUGUUUCAGUCUUACGUACUCUUCUGAUGUCAGAAAAGUACCACUGGUUGUUUGCAGUCUUAUUGUGUAAUCAGCCUACCACAGGCUUCCAUGUAUAAUAAAGUAAUUAAUAUUGUGCAAGUGUAAAACACUUCUGUUAUGAAAGCAGUGUUUGGAAAGAUAAGAAUUAUUAAAAAAUGGUUACAAAAUACUAGUUAAUUUCCUUUCCCCACUUAUUCUCCCUUAAGUCUUCUUUAUCAGCUAAAAAGUGACCUAUUUGUCAAUGCAAGGUUCUUAGAAAAUGUAUUUAAUCCCCUUAAAUACACUCAGUACUAAAAAGUUUGUAUUUCUUACUUCAGUAAGUGCGGUAAGUUCUAUUGGGUACAGAGUCCAAGCUGUAAUGAAAGGAUGGAGAGGACUUUUACCACUGUAUCUCUUAAGCUGUAUGAUUUUUCUCCAGUUUUUUGUUUUAUACAGGUUUUGAAUUUCUUUAACUUUUAUUGUGUGUACUGAAUACUGCAUAUGUAUUAUUCUGAUUGUUUGCUCUAGUUUACUACCAAUAAAAGCCCUGUUAAUCACAAAAUUGAAGAAAGGAGAUAAUCACUUAAUAUCCAGUCACAUUUUUCAGAUUUUCCUGUUAACUACAUUUAUUAAAUAUUCACAUCAGUGGUGUAACCUGCACUUUAGGGACUUGUAGUUUUAUUGCAUUUUUUUAAAAAAUUAAGUAUUUUAUAUUUCUAAAUUUAUUUGAAAAUUAGAAUAUUUUCUUUGUGUUUGAGGUGCAGUAUAAUAUGGAAGGAUAAAAAUAUAAUACUAUGUAAAUUAAAACAUGUUUUAUUAAAAUCGGGUUGGUGGACCUAAAUAUUACUCCAGAGAGAUUAUGUAUUUAUUGAGGCUUUAUUUUAAAUCAGAUUCCAAUAUCUUUUGGUUCUAGGUGCAUCCUUUUUGCCUCAAAAAGGUUGUAAUAAAAUAACAGUAUGACACAAAUGAAAGUGGUCAUGAGCAUUUUUAGUAGAAGUAUUGUUAAGUCAUAGUUAGCAAUGUUAAAGUUGAGAGUAUAAAUAUUAGAAAUUGCUAAGACAUGAAUAUUGGAGAUACAGGAAAGGCAUUUGAAAAGGUAGUAAAUACAUUAAUUUUUAAAGAUGAAGGAGAAAGAUGGAAGAUCAUGAGAAAAUUGUGCUUUGAAAUUUAGUGGUUACAAAUGUGAGGGAUUAGGAGUAAAAAUAUUAAAGGGGUAAAAUAUGCCUUUGAGGCUUUGGUUCAGACUUCUUUUGGUACUUUGGUAUACGGUAGUAUUGUAGGAAGAUGUUAAAAUGAUUUAUAUUAAGCAUAGCAUGGAUUUCUCUGUGAAGAAAUAUCUGUACUUGUGGGCCAUAUGAUUAGGAAGUAUAAAUUAAUUUCUUGACAAGGUUAUUCCUUUGAUUUGGUCAUUUUCUUGAACGAGAAUGUUGAGCCGAAUUUCACUGAUUCUGUGUUGAAAUCUGACUCUUCUUGAUCUCUCUGCACAGAUGAUUUAUUUCUCUAGAUUAGCCCCACCCUCCCUCCUUUUUUUUUUUUUUUUUAAUCCUGUGGAAUGUCUGUAUCUGAAUAUGAUCGUUUUGAAAUUUGUGUUUUUACUUUCAAGACAUUAGGAUAUGAAGUAGGAAGCUAUACUUUGGAUUUCUUUUGUGCUGGUAUAAAUUCAAGUUAUGGACCAAGAAUAUAAUUUAGCAAUUACUGGUCAGUAAUUUGUGAGAUAAUUCAAUAAUGAGAAUAGAAAUGUGUGGAAAAAAGUGUACUUACAUUAAAUUUUUUAAUGUUAUUUUUUUUAUUGCAAACAGUGGUACAAAUACUUCAACUUCACAUGUAGUUUUCUGUAUUACACUAAUGAGAUGAGAGGCAAAACUUUUUACUCAUUUUUGGUAUCUGGCAUUUUGCAGUUAUUUGCCAUUAGUAGUGUGUAAGCCAAAACUGGGUGACAGUUUAAAUGAUACGGCCUCAUGGGGACAUAUGUAAUCCAUAGCUUCCAGAUUCGUAGGUUUUUAUUAAACUGAAGAACUUUACUCGAAGAAAUUAGCUUCUAAACUUCAGAAUUCUAUUUUUAGAGUUGAACACAUAUUUAGAGACUCAUUUUGUGAGUGUUACGGUCUUGUUUUCUAUGAUACCCAAUGACAACAUUUCAUUUUUUAAAUGUGAUGCAGUACUCCUUUGGUAGUUAUAUGGUCCAUGCAUCACGUUGCAUAAGAUUAUGUUAGUAAUGUUCCAUGAAUAUUUUGUUAUGGAAUCUCUUCUGGUACUUGAGAGAUGUUUACGAGUCUGCUUUGUACUUUAUAUGAGAUGAUAAAGAGUUCCUGAUAGCUCAGGAAACCUCAAAAAUGUUGUGUUAAUCAGUUCCACCUGUUAUAUUUUUAAUGUAUUUAUUAUUUCAAAUGAACAUAUGCUGAUGCUAAAAGACAGGAUCUUGGAAUUCAUUGUGGUACCCCUCAUCAAGAACAAUCUUAAAAAAAAAGAAAUCUUCACAAGCUGUAGUUUUUGCAGAGAUUGUUACUAUAAAGGGUGGAUACACUUUUUAAUUAUUUCUACUUUUUUGUAUUUGUUUUGCUUUUUCCAAAAAGUAUUGACUGAGUGUGACUAACUUAAGUAGAUUAUAUUUACUUUCUUGAUGAACUUUUGGAUCACCCUAUUGGAGUGCUGCUGAACAUUUUCGGUGUCAUAGAUUCUUUGGGUGAUAAUGGAAUCUAUACCACCUUGCCCCCCUUAGCAAAAUUAUAUCUGCACACGAAAAUUUACAAGCCAGUUUACAUGUUCACAAGACCUCUCCCCCGAAAAAAAUGUUUACCUAUGGAAUUGGUUAAGUGUCCCUGCCUUAGAAAUCUGCCUAAAUAUUAAAAUGUUAUUGUACAAAUAAAAAGUCAAUGCCUAAACUAAAAAAGCAUCAUAUAUUAAGGAUAUUUAAAUUUUUCUUUAUCUGCAAUUUAAUUAAUUAGCAUUUAUAGACCACAUUUAGGUUAUUAAAACCGUAGUUUCGUGAUAAACUGGUCAAAUAAUGAGUUGAAUAGAAUUUAUAAUUCUUUGCACAGUUUCUCAUCUGAUAAUUAGUAAGGACCACACAGAUGCUAGACUUGACAAUAGUUCAGUAUUUUCCGUUAACAAAGAAGUGUGUUAACAGUGUGCAAUAACUGCAGUCAACUACUCAGACAAUUCAGUGGCAAAAAUGAAAGAAAACCCAUGCCAACCCACACCUUUUUACUGAGAAGAAAUAAUGAGGAUUUAAUAACGUUGAGACUAUACUUCAUAUAGCCUCGGUAUCACUGGCUAGGUUGAAGUUUACUGUGUAAGAUAAGCUUUGUAAAGCAUGCUAUAUGUUGAAAUAUCUCUUGGGAAGACUAGAUAAAUAACGGGAAAAAAAAUUUGGACCUUACACUCCAAAGAGGAAAGUGUGUUUUCUGUAUUAG